This is a messenger RNA of Porites evermanni, 3238 nucleotides long. Lineage: Eukaryota; Metazoa; Cnidaria; Anthozoa; Scleractinia; Poritidae. The record is from the annotation of a GenBank genome assembly.
AUGGAGAAAGCUUCUCUUUCAGAUGAUGCCAAAGCUGAUAUCAUUGUUGCAGGUUAGCAAAAAUUAGACAAUAAUAUUGAUAAUGAUGAUGAUAGCAGUUUCUCAGGAUUGUCGUGAGGGCAAGCAUGUUACAUUCAAGCAAAUAAAGCAAACGCGUAAGAGAAGAUAAAAAGAGAAGGAAAGACUGUAAUCUCUUUUGUCACUGAUGCACUCAAAUUCUUUGUAGUUCCAUCAAUUGGAUUGGUUCAUAAAUAAUGGCAUGCUAUUAACACACUGUCAUACAAGUUUGAAUUCUACUUAUUGUCACCUGAACUAUGGUCAAAUGUAACAAGAAAUUCCUAUCCCCAUGAUAAGAUUGUAAAUAACAAAAUAGCUAACUUUACGUGUGAUCUUGGCAAUGUACAAUUAUUGCUGAUUCAUUAAAAACAUGAACUACAAAGAGCAUGUAAUUCUUGGGCAACCAAAUUUGAAUGUUUCUUGGGCAAACCGUGAUUCCUUAUUUUUUAUUUUAAACCCCGAUAGUUAAAAAUUCUAUCCAAAAAAAGUUUUUUUAGCAAUUGGCCAACGUAACAUUAAUUUAUUCUUAGGUGAAAACCAACUGAGAUCCUGUGCUGAGCAGCUUAGACAAGUUGAAGAUUUGAAAAAAGUGGUUACAACAGAGCCCCUCAAAGGUUUGUGAUAGUACUGUUGAACAUCUCUUUGCCUGAAAAAAUUGGUUCUAAUCUGACUUCAUUAUAAGUAGAUUGUGGUCAUGAUAACUGGUUUAUAUACUGGUGUGUAACAGUGUUUGUUGUGCUUAAACUGCCUCUUAUUACUACUUUGCCCAAGGAACUAUCUCAUUUAAUCAUUGUACGAUAGAAUUACUUUUUUCUCCUCCCAAGGGAAUCAUCUUAGAUUGAUGUCCUUGUAAGAAAAAACCACAUUUCUUCUGUUGCCUAGCCUGCGUCACAGACCAAACUAAGGUUAAGUCUUUUUGUGAAACAAUGCUAAAAUCUUUGUUCUGGGCCUCCACUUGUAUACCAGGGUUUGAGUAUGCACCAUGAUUGGUGUGUUCAAAAAUCCAUUGUCAAUUUGCCAAUCAGGUUGAAAGGAAAUUUGAAUUGCUCUUCCAGUAAUUUGUUCAGUCUGUUGGGGUCCCUUAACAAGAAUAUCAACACUGCUUUGCAGACGUUACUAACAUGGUUUAGAUUACGUCUGUAUCACAGGCUGCUACUGUUACAUUACUUUCACGUAAUCCAUUCAUACAUACACAGGUCAUACCCACUCAUAACAUGUCACAAGUUUGGUUGAAUGUGAAGUCAUUAAAAAUCAGAAAUUCAAACUUUUGACUCAAAUGAAGAUUGCAUCAGGGUUUACGAAACCUUAGUCACUAUCACCUACAGAACAUUCAGAACUACACUCACCUGGAUGAUCAUAUUCCACUCACUUUUCCAUUUUCAUUUUGUAUGUCAUCAUUACUUUUCAUAUGUAACAUUAACAUUGUUGAGCAUUUUGUUCAAAAGCCUUGAAUCAAAAUAAAUGUAUUUUAUGUACCUGUUUUGUGUUGCUUUGCUACUAGAUUUACCAACUUGGUCUGCCAAACUUCAACCACUGGUAGAAAUUCAUAUCCAGCAAAAGGUAGGGCUGUCACGGAGCCUCUUUUAGAUCAUGAAAGAAAAUGUUAUAAAGUGUUGAAUGUCAUUUGGACAACCCAUUUUGUUGGAAAUCUUAGGUGCAACCAUUAAAUAAUUAACGUUGUGGGAGAAGGACUCACUACAAAGGAUAUCUAAACUAAAAAGUAGAAAAAUAAAGCCAUAGACAGACAGACAGCCAUAAUAACUGCCACAGAAGUUACACGAACGGGAUAUUUCAAAAAAUACACAUGUUGAGAUCAAUUGAUCGAUCUUUGUGUCCUACUGGAUUCAUGCCAUGAAUUAUUUUACAUCUUUGGGGAUUUCUAUGCGUCAGGUAACAAAAUCACUGCACUCUUGGGACUCAAAGAAUUAAAAUAAGUUUUAUUUGAAAUGCAUGUAAAUGCAAAGUAUUGCUUUUUCUUUGUUUCCUCAUAGGAGGAAUUCACUGCAGGCAGUGAGAGACUCCAUAAUCUGCUUUCAACCUACAACAAUAUAGUAUCCUUUUUAAUAGGCUUUACUGUUGUUAUUUUUCCCAGUUGUUGGUUGGUAGACGUAACAAAGUUUGUGUGGAACAAUAUUGUAUGUGACUCAAAUUAUCUUAUUUCAAAUUCUCCCUUUAAUUCAUAAGUAUAUAUAUUUGGGAAAUGAAAGGAGAUUUUAGCGUGUAAUCAGAACUGCUUCUCUGAGUGUUCAGAAAAGGCAAGAGACAGUUUCAUGGGCAUGAUCUUUCCAACUUUCGGAAAGUCUGUGUGAGGUGGAGAUAUAAGUGUUUGGUGCAUGUGAAUCUCUCCCUCUCUACAGUAUUUUUAAGAUCUUGAUAAUGCAUGCUUUAUUUUCUUUGGUAAAUGGAAGAUUUCGAACCACUGUCAUUGGGGAAAUGUAAAUUUAACCAAUAAAGUUAAUUCCUUUAAUUUAAUAUUGAUGUUUCUGGUUACACAAAAACUAUUUUGUCUCAGGUGCAAACAAGGUUACAAAAACCGAAAAAAAUGGUGCUACCAAAAUUUUCAAAUUGUUUACAAACACCAAAUUUCAUUUUUUGUUGUAGUGCAAACAGGGCAUGCUUCUUUAGGUUCCAGAUGUGUAGAUUUUCUUGUUUGAAUCCAAUUGUAGCUUGCAAUAGUGUGAACAGCACACGUAUUUUAAAUGGCUUUUCUCAGUCUAAUAACAGAUAAAAAUUAUAAUCAUUGUAAAUUCAGACCAGCAUACAAAUUCCUUGACUGUUUGUAGAUAAAUCUCCUGUCAAAACAGUUUGUUGAGUGGGACGUUUUGUUAACACAGAUGGAACAAGCUAUGGAAGUUAAACCAGCAGACUAGUUGAACAGUUAUAAGAAUAAACGUGAAAAAUAUUUAAGAACUUGAUGAAGGGUCAUCUAGUAGAAUCUGUAUGAUAUGAAAUUAAAGUGUAUUCAAUAUAACAGUGACUUACAAUGCGCUACAAUUUCACUGAACGCUCUUUUAGUGGACACCUGUCGAAAACGAACACCUAGGGGUGGGUCCCACUGCUGUUUUUUAAUCAUUUUCAUUUAUUCAAUGGCGGCAUUUAUUUUAGUCUCCUUCGUUUUUUUAGUGUCGUCAGUCAACUCUCCUUCCCACAAUGAAAUUUAACUCCAAACAGGUUUUUUUUU